Molecule: messenger RNA, 522 nt
Organism: Purpureocillium lilacinum
Lineage: Eukaryota; Fungi; Ascomycota; Sordariomycetes; Hypocreales; Ophiocordycipitaceae
Source: RefSeq, a predicted model, not a curated record
AUGUUCGCACUUACAUUUAUGCAGGAAGCUGUUCGCGUCAGUACACCACCGCUUGAUGAGAACACGGCCGAUGGCAGGCCUCGCGGCUUCUUUACUUGCACGACGCCGCCCGUCGAGUAUCCCAGCAGCUUCGGUGGGCGAGCCUCUUCAUCUCCUAACGAGGGAGGCGGCAGGCCCGACGGCCUUCGACGCAACUCUCGGCGAAUCAGUGUAAUCUCUACGCAGCGGCACCAGACGCGCGAGUGGUGGGAUCCCAUUCCCGGGCGCGCGAGUCGCAGGAUCCAGCAUUCGCCCGUGCUUCCGACGGCUUUUGAGUUCGAUAUUCCGGAGCACCUACCGAGUAGCCCCAUGUGUCCCGCAAAUGCCCGCCAUGCCGGGGGUGGGACGGGUCUCUGCGUUUACCACGGGAGGAGGCGGAAGAGGAACACGUCGAUGCUCAGGGAUGGGGGCGCCAGUCACAACAGCAGCUCGUGGCUGGAUGAGUGGACGCUCAGAUACAGUAGCAGUAGAUUUGAAGAAUGA